GAAACGCGGUGCCGGGGUUGGCGAUCUCCAGAAAAUGAACAGAAUUUCGAAAUUGUUCCAACCGUCGUUGGUUGUGCCGAAAAAUGCCACUAUCAAACACCAGGAAGCUACUUCAAAAAGCCAGAGGCUGAUGCUUGAGCAUGGACUAAUGCGGCAAGCCGGAAACGGAACCUUUCAUCUGCUGCCCCUGCUACAGCGAUCGGUACAGAAAGCGAUUGACCUAAUUGACCGGCACAUGCGAACGGUUGAUGCACAAAGGUUAACACUGCCGAUGCUAACGUCCGCGGAACUAUGGCGAAAAAGUGGUCGGCUAGGGAAGAAUGGCGAAGCGCCACCGACGGAACUGUUACAGACUAGAGACCGACAUGGGAAGCUGCAAAUUUUAGGACCAACUCACGAGGAAUCGAUAACGGCACUCAUGGCAGCGAUCGCCCCGGUUUCCUAUCGUCAGUUUCCGCUACGGCUGUACCAAAUAUCGACCAAAUUCCGUGACGAAAUGAAACCCCGUUUUGGGUUGAUGCGCUCGAAAGAGUUUCUCAUGAAAGAUCUGUACACCUUCGACGUGGAUCAAACCAAGUGCCGGCAAACGUACGAAUCGGUGAAUGAAGCGUACGUUCGGUUGUUGGCGGAAGUUGGCGUACCGUUCGUGAAAGUGGCCGGAGAUUGUGGAACGAUGGGUGGUUCGCUGUCCCACGAAUACCACUUUCCCAGUGAGGUCGGAGAAGAUGAACUGCUUCAGUGCCAGCAAUGUGGAGCGCUCACAAACGCAGAACUUUCCCCAAGCGAGUGUGAGUCCUGCGCGGGACGGGAUCCUUUCGAGCGUCAGCGAGGGAUAGAGGUGGCACACGCCUUCGUUCUGGAUGAUCGUUACACGAAGCCAUUACUGGCAACAUGUCUCCAGCCGAACGGGAAACCGUCCACACUGCAGAUGGGUUGCUACGGUAUCGGUGUGACUCGCCUGGUAGCGGCUUCGAUCGAGGUGCUUUCGAAUGAGCGCGAAAUACGGUGGCCUCUGGGACUGGCACCGUACCGUGUUUGCAUAGUUACUCCGAAGGCGGGCAGUAAAGAGGAAGCGCUAGUCAACCCGUGGGUCGAUCGGUUGUACGGUGAUCUGGAAACGGUCACAGGUUGCCGGGGCGAGAUUAUCGUCGAUGACCGCAAUCAACUGACGAUAGGCAAACGUCUUUUGGAUGCACGAAAAAUGGGCUACCCAGUGAUAGUGGUAGUCGGAGCGAAAGCUUCCCCGGAGGGCCGCGAGUUAUUUGAGUUACACAAUCUUCUCGAUGGAACGCAGCUUGACCUCUCCAUUGGUGACAUCUUAACUGCAGUUGGUUCAAUUUUCUCGAAAACCCCGGAAACUAGCUCGCCACUAAAUCAUGUCGUAAAGGUUCAGGUGCAAAAUUAGAAAAGUCCAUUGAACAGGUUUAUUACACUAGUUCCUGCAGGAGCGCACUGACCCGCGUAAGAAAAUACGCUUUUACAAUAAACGCUAGCAGGACGAUCACACAGGAGCGUGAUCGCGAAC
Anopheles cruzii is the source of this 1525-nucleotide messenger RNA. RefSeq names its product probable proline--tRNA ligase, mitochondrial (gene ProRS-m). Gene Ontology annotation, biological process: prolyl-tRNA aminoacylation. Bases 35 to 1405 code for a protein of 456 amino acids. Lineage: Eukaryota; Metazoa; Arthropoda; Insecta; Diptera; Culicidae. Gene Ontology annotation, cellular component: mitochondrion; cytoplasm. Gene Ontology annotation, molecular function: ATP binding; proline-tRNA ligase activity. The record is from RefSeq and is a predicted model, not a curated record. The transcript is spliced from 3 exons.